AUGGCUGACAACAGUGAUAUCAACACUGUUCUCAGCAACUCGCUGUCGCCAGACGCGGCUACGCGAACCGGUGCCGAGCAACAGUUAAUCCAAGCUGCCGAAAAUAAUUUUCCCUUGUAUUUGGCGACCCUAGUCCAGUCAUUGGCAGACGAGAAUGCCCAGGGCAACAUCAGAGUCGCUGCGGGUCUAGCCUUGAAGAACGCAUUCAGUGCUCGCGAAUUUUCCCGACAGAACGAGUUACAGCUCAAAUGGCUACAGCAGACCGAUCAAGAGACCAAGGAUCGCGUCAAGGAGCUCGCCAUCCAGACACUUUCCUCUAGCAACGCGCAAGCUGGUCAAGCCUCCGCCCAGGUUAUCGCCGCUAUCGCCGCUAUUGAACUUCCUAGGAACCAAUGGCCAGAUCUUCUGCAGGUCUUGGUUCAAAAUGUUAGCGCGGGCGCGCCUCAUCAGAAGCAAGCUUCGUUGACGUGUAUAGGCUACAUUUGCGAGAGUCAGGAUCCCGAGCUCCGAACUGCCUUGAUCGGACACUCUAAUGCUAUUCUUACCGCUGUCGUCCAAGGUGCGCGCAAGGAAGAGACGAACGCGGAAGUGCGUUUCUCCGCCAUAAGCGCACUUGGCGACUCUCUCGAGUUCGUUGGUAACAACUUUAAGCACGAAGGUGAGAGAAACUACAUCAUGCAGGUUGUUUGCGAGGCUACCCAAGCCGAUGAUGCGCGCAUACAGCAGGGUGCCUUCGGCUGUCUCAACCGUAUAAUGGGUCUCUACUACGAGAAUAUGCGCUACUACAUGGAGAAGGCCCUUUUUGGUCUGACGAUUCUGGGCAUGAAGAACGACGACGAGGACGUUGCGAAGCUUGCCGUGGAAUUCUGGAGUACCGUGUGUGAAGAGGAGAUAAACAUAGAGGAGGACAACGCGCAGGUCGAUAGUGCCGAUCAGAUGCGCCCCUUCUAUAACUUCGCCCGAGUUGCGACCAAUGAGGUUGUGCCUGCUCUGCUACAACUUCUUACCAAGCAAGACGAGGAUGCAACAGACGACGAGUAUAACUUGUCACGAGCCGCAUACCAAUGUCUCCAGCUUUAUGCCCAAGCCGUUGGAGCCAACAUUAUCCAACCGGUCAUUCAGUUUGUCGAGCAGCACCUCCGAUCCGAAGACUGGCACUUCCGGGAAGCCGCGGUGGCUGCUUUCGGAGCAAUCAUGGAAGGGCCCGAAGAAAAGGUCCUCGAGCCUAUCGUCAAGCAGGCCUUGCCCAUCCUGAUCAGCAUGAUGGAGGACAGCUCUACUUUUGUUAAGGACUCAACUGCGUAUGCCCUCGGCCGCAUUACGGAUGCCUGCUCGCAAGCUAUUGAUCCUACCACGCACCUGGACCCUCUAAUUCGGUCUCUGUUCGCCGGUGUCCACGACAUUAAGAUGGCAGCGUCUUGCUGUUGGGCUUUGAUGAAUUUGGCAGAACGCUUCUCUGGAGACUUUGACGCGACUUCCAACCCUAUCACGCCUCACUUUAACCAGAGUGUUCAAAAUCUCUUAGCUGUCACUUCGCAGCCGAACAUAGAGACCUCCGUUCGUACCACUUCUUACGAGGUUCUCAGCGCCUUCGUCCAGCAUGCCGCGACGGAGAGCUUCCCGGCUAUUGCCCAACUUUCCGAUGUGAUUAUUAAGCGACUCGAAGAGACCAUCCCCCUCCAAAACCAGGUCGUCAGCAUAGAAGACAAGAUUGCAUUGGAAGAGAUGCAGACGAGCCUAAGCACCGUCCUACAGUCAAUUAUCCAGCGACUAGAGAAGGAAAUAUCUCCUCAGGGAGACAGGAUCAUGCAGGUCUCGCUUCAGAUUCUCAGCACGGCUGGAGCCAAGUCCAGCGUCCCCGAGUCGAUCUUCGCCACGAUAAGUGGGUUGGCGAACGCGAUGGAAGAGGAUUUCGUCAAGUACAUGGAUGCUUUCACUCCGUUCUUAUAUAACGCACUCGGAAAUCAAGAAGAACCCAGUCUCUGCUCUAUGGCCAUUGGAUUGGUUAGCGACAUAACUCGAUCAAUGGGCGAGCGCAGCCAACCGUACUGCGAUAACUUCAUGAACUACCUCUUAAACAAUCUCAGGAGUACGACCCUCUCAAACCAGUUCAAGCCCGCCAUCCUACAAUGCUUUGGCGACAUUGCCAAUGCUAUUGGCGGGCAUUUCGAGACUUAUCUAUCUGUCGUCGCCCAGGUCCUACAACAGGCCGCGACUGUGACAGCUGCUCCCGAUGGUUCUUAUGAGCUCUACGACUACGUCAUAUCCCUACGAGAAGGUAUCAUGGACGCCUGGGGUGGCAUUAUUGGUGCCAUGAAGCUGAGCGGCAAGACCUCGGCUCUCCAGCCUUAUGUGCAGUCCAUCUUCCAGCUGCUGAACAUCAUAUCCCAAGAUAUGAACCGCAGCGAAUCUCUCAUGCGAUCUUCGAUGGGAGUUAUUGGUGACCUGGCCGAUGCUUUCCCUAACGGCGAGCUUGCUGAAGCUUUCAGACAAGACUGGAUCACUGUUAUGAUCAAGGAGACCAAGACCAACAGGGAGUUCCAGUCUCGUACGAUCGACACCGCCCGAUGGGCCCGAGAGCAGGUCAAGCGACAACUAGGCGGCUCCCAGGCUAUCAUGCAACAAACUUGA
This is a messenger RNA of Daldinia loculata, 2631 nucleotides long. RefSeq names its product ARM repeat-containing protein. Gene Ontology annotation, molecular function: small GTPase binding; nuclear import signal receptor activity. Gene Ontology annotation, biological process: protein import into nucleus. Lineage: Eukaryota; Fungi; Ascomycota; Sordariomycetes; Xylariales; Hypoxylaceae. The transcript is spliced from 7 exons. Bases 1 to 2631 code for a protein of 876 amino acids. The record is from RefSeq and is a predicted model, not a curated record. Gene Ontology annotation, cellular component: cytoplasm; nucleus.